AUGGAUAGUUUAAUAUCAAAGUAUCGCAAUGAAAUCGUAAAUGCUGUGGAAACGCACAAUACAGUGCUGAUUUCUGGUUAUCCAGAUUCUUAUAUGUCUACAUAUGUCCCAUACUACCUAUACAAGUCCAGAUUUACUAGAAGAGGGAUAUGCAAGGCUAAUCCAGCACAGAUUUGUGUAGUUUGCACGAGAAAGGUGGAGGCAAUCUCGAAUAGUGACUCAUGCUCUACCCUUUUGAACUCAAAAACGAGAGUCACGAAUAUACUUGGAUUUGACUCUGAGCAUGACAAAACUGCCGAUAUAGUGUAUACUACCGACGAAGUUCUACUGAGGAAGAUUCUCGUAGAUCCUCUCUUGUCUGAUUUUGGGGUUAUUAUGAUCGCAAAUGUGCAGGAUAGACUUCUUAAUGUGGAUUUAGCCAUCGGAUUGUUGAAGAGAAUUUUGAGUAUACGGUCUCGUUUGAGGGUAGUAUUAUUCCUCCAGUCAGCUAGUGUAAAGCAUAUGCUAAAGUAUUUCAAGAGGGUCAAAACAGAGACAUCGAAAGAGAUAACUUUGGGUGAUGUAUAUCAUGUUAAUAUGAUUAGCAAUCAUCCUUCCUAUCAAAUUCAUUACCUUUCGCAUCCUGCUUCAAACUAUUUGGAUGCCAUUAUUUCAACAGUAUGGGACAUCUGUAAGAAUGAAAAAUUGGGAAAUAUAUUGAUUUUCGUUCCAUCACUCUCAGAUUUGGAAUUGAUAACUGCAGAAUUACAGGAUUUUACAAAGAGGCCAGCUUUGGUUUCUAAAUCACCUAUAAAUAUUAUACCAAUGCACAAUGGUGAGUUUUUACCUUUCAUUGCAUAUGAUUCAGAUGUUUCAAUUCAAAAACUAUCGGUUGAUGUAAAUAAAAGAAAUAUAUACAUUUGUACGAAUGUUUUAGACUUCAAAUUUAAUAUGGGUGAUGUUUCAUAUCUUAUAGACACAUGUCUGUCAAAGAGAAUUACAUUUGACUAUACAAACUUGUGUUCAAAGACGUCUAUAAUGAACUCCACUAGAGAGGAGAUAAAGAGGAGGAGUAGUUUGAUCAAGGGUAUGAACGGAAAGUGUUUUAGAUUAUUGACUGAAAAGGCUUUUAGCAAUGAUGAGGUAAUUUCUGAUGCAGUAACACCAGAAAUAAGCACAAGAGAUUUGACUAUGAUGGUACUAUUGAUAAAAUCUCUUGGAGUUGGUCGUUUAUCUGACUUUGAGUUUAUUACAAAGCCUUCUGUGGACGCAUUAGAAUAUGCACUAACUAUUUUGUAUCUCUUAAAGGCUAUUUAUUCCGACGGCGAACUAAUAUAUCCUGCUGGCAAUGUUAUGGUAGAACUAUCUUGCAGCCCAUAUUUGGCAUCAUUUGUUUAUCAGAGCGUAGAGAGGGGAUGUUCAGAGGAGGCACUGAUAAUAUACGCAAUGCUACAAGCUAAAGAAUAUAUAUGGAAAAAUGUCCAUAAUAAAUCGCAGUUCCAUACGGAAAAGUUGGAUGCUGCAAGAUUAAGCUUUGCGGCGAGUGAGGGAGAUCUUAUAUCUUACUUUAACUUAUUCCAGCUUUCUCUAUACUAUAAGGAUGAAGAUGAAACAUGGUUAUCUAGGCAUAUGAUUGACAAAAAAGGUAUUAGAAUUGCUCAAAAGGCACUUUCAACUGCAAGAUCAGUGUUUGACCGAUAUCAGUUACAGACGGCUAGUUGCGGAGAAAAUGUCGAUCUCGUUGUAAAGACCAUAUUUUCGGCGUUUUUCCUAAAUGUUGCGUGCAAGGAACAAUUUGUUAAAAACAUUUGGAAUUCUAGACAAGUUGUGCGCCGGACUGAGGUAAAAUCGAAUCUGGUUGAUGAGGAUGGAAAUCCAAUUAUUCCAGAUGAACCUCAGCCUUACGUUCUUAUUAGAGACAUGAAUAAGAGCAUGUACACACAACUCUACAUUGAUCCCUCUUCCUUUGUGACAAAUGAUCAGCCAGACUGGAUAGUAUUUAACGAGGUUUAUGAAGUAGAGGGAAAGGUAUUUAUGCAGGAUGUUACGAGUAUAAAACCAGAGUACCUCCAAGAGCUUGUUCCGCAUUACUUUGGAGAUUCAGACGUUAAACCGUACCUUUGA
Theileria equi strain WA is the source of this 2103-nucleotide messenger RNA. RefSeq names its product Helicase associated domain HA2 containing protein. Bases 1 to 2103 code for a protein of 700 amino acids. Gene Ontology annotation, molecular function: RNA binding. Lineage: Eukaryota; Apicomplexa; Aconoidasida; Piroplasmida; Theileriidae. The transcript has 8 exons. Gene Ontology annotation, cellular component: intracellular anatomical structure. The record is from RefSeq and is a predicted model, not a curated record.